Neltuma alba is the source of this 2834-nucleotide messenger RNA. RefSeq names its product G-type lectin S-receptor-like serine/threonine-protein kinase At1g11330. Gene Ontology annotation, molecular function: protein serine/threonine kinase activity; ATP binding. Gene Ontology annotation, cellular component: plasma membrane. Bases 126 to 2480 code for a protein of 784 amino acids. Lineage: Eukaryota; Viridiplantae; Streptophyta; Magnoliopsida; Fabales; Fabaceae. The transcript is spliced from 8 exons. Gene Ontology annotation, biological process: recognition of pollen; protein phosphorylation. The record is from RefSeq and is a predicted model, not a curated record.
GUUGAAAAACCAAUAUAUGCUUCAUGAACCCGUUUGAAAGGCAUAAACCCAUGAAGGAAAAUUAUGACAAGGGAAGAGACAGACAGACAAAAUCCUCACUUCAUUUCUAACAAAGUACUAAUCCAAUGGGUGUCACAGUUUAUACAGAAGUUUUAGGUAUUUUCCUCAUAUGUGCUUGCUAUUUUUCAUUUUUAGCCUUUGGCUUAGAUACUCUUACAGCAUCUGAGAGCAUGAGAGAUCCCGAUACUCUAACCUCUGAUAGCACCAACUUUACACUUGGAUUUUUUAGCCCUGACAACUCAUCCAAUCGUUACCUAGGAAUUUGGUACAUGGUAAAGGCCACAGUGGUAUGGGUGGCUAACAGAAACGAACCACUCACAGAUUCUUCUGGGAUGCUCAAGAUAUCUGAAAGUGGCAAUCUUGUGAUACUAGAUGGAAAGGAACGUGCUGUUUGGUCAUCAGAUGGAUCAGACAAUGACACAUCUCAUGUCAUAUUGCAGCUGCAGGAUUCUGGAAAUCUUGUGCUGCAGAACAAUAUCACAGGAAAAGUGAUAUGGCAAAGCUUCCACCAUCUUUCUGAUACAAUGCUGCAACGCACUAAUGGUGGUUAUAAUGCACAAGUAGGUCAGAAAUACAUGUUGACGUCAUGGAAGAGCCCUUCUGAUCCAUCAAUGGGAAGCUUUACAGCUUCUAUGGGACCUAGUACAGUUCCUCAAACAUUUGUUUGGAACAACAGUCGCCCAUAUUGGCGUGGAGGUCCGUGGAAUGGUCAAAUUUUCACUGGCAUACCCAAUUUGUACGAUCAGUAUCUCAAUGGAUUAACUUUGCAAAAAGUAAAUGGUACUUUCUAUUUAUAUUUUGUAUAUAUAAACCUCUCUCCUUUAUCAUUCUAUAAGCUGAACUCUGAAGGGAAACUGGUAUUUCAUAACUGGGAUGACAAUAAGAAAGAGUGGGUGCCGCAGUGGACAGUGCAGCAAUCAGACUGUGACAUUUAUGGCAUUUGUGGAUCAUUUGGAAGCUGUAAUCCACAAAGAAACCCAAUUUGUAGCUGUCUGAGAGGUUUUGUUCCAAAAAAUGCUGAAGAGUGGAAUAAAGGAAACUGGAAUAGUGGAUGCGCAAGGAGGAAGCCAUUGAAGUGUGAAAGACUCAAAAAUGAGAACAGAAACGGACAUGAUGAUGAUGGGUUUGUGCAGUUAAAGAAUACCAAAGUUCCAGACCUACCAAAUGGGACUUUCACUGUAUCAGCAUCACCAGAUUGCAGAAUCCAGUGCUUGAACAAUUGUUCCUGCUUAGCAUAUGCCCAUGAUGCGGGCAUUGGUUGUAUGAUGUGGAGUGAAAAACUGAUUGACACACAAAGGCUGUCAAGUGGUGGUCUCGACCUGUACAUUCGUCUGGCAGAUUCAGAACUGAAGGAAAAGAGUAGAUUAGCAGUGAUAAUUUUGAUUCCAUCGGCAGUCGGAAUAAUUCUAAUCGCAGCAUGUGCAUAUGCAAUAUGGAGACGCUCUGUUAAGCAUCAAGAAGAACCAUUGACAAUAGCAGAGAACGAAAUCAAUAGCCAGAUGCUGAAGGAACUACAACUGUUUGAAUUUGAAAAGCUUGCAGCUGCAACCAACAACUUUCAUUCUGCUAAUAAGAUUGGGCAGGGUGGUUUUGGUCCAGUAUACAAAGGAAAAUUGCAAGACGGACAAGAAGUUGCAGUUAAAAGACUUUCAAGUGUAACAGGACAAGGACGCGAAGAAUUUAUGACUGAGGUGGUGGUGAUUUCUAAACUUCAGCAUCGCAAUCUCGUGAGACUUCUUGGUUGCUGUGUAGAAGGAGGUGAAAAGAUGUUAAUUUAUGAAUACAUGCCAAAUAAAACUUUGGCUGCCUAUCUCUUUGAUCCACUCAAUGGUGAUGUCUUGAAUUGGCAAAAGCGUUAUCAUAUAAUAGAAGGAACUGCUCGAGGUUUGCUCUAUCUUCACAGAGAUUCAAGACUAAGAAUUAUACAUAGAGAUCUUAAGGCAAGCAACAUCUUAUUGGAUGAAGAGCUAAAUCCCAAGAUAUCAGAUUUUGGUACAGCAAGGAUCUUUGGAGUUAGCAAAGAUGAGGACUAUACAAGAAGAGUAGUUGGAACAUAUGGCUAUAUGCCUCCAGAAUAUGUAAUAGAGGGCAUUUUUUCUGAGAAAUCAGAUGUCUUUAGUUUUGGAGUUUUGCUAUUGGAGACAAUUAGCGGGAGAAAAAAUACAAGCUUCCACAAUGAUCAGCAACCUUUGAGUCUCCUAGGAUUUGGAAAGUUUCAAGAUGGACAAGAAGUUGCAGUUAAAAGACUUUCAAGUUUAGCAGGACAAGGACGUGAAGAAUUUAUGACUGAGGUGGUGGUAAUUUCUAAACUUCAGCAUCACAAUCCCAUGAGACUUCUUGAUUGUUGUGUGGGAGGUGAAAAAAUAUUAAUUUAUGAAUUCAUGCCAAAUAGGAGCUUGGCUGCACAUCUCUUCGGUUGAUCCACUCAAUUACGAUGUCCUUGAUUAGCAAAAGCGUUAUCAUAUAAUAGAAGGAACUGCUUGAGGUUUGCCCUACCUUCAUAGAGAUUCAAGACUGAGAAUUAUACAUAAAGAUCUCAAGGCAAGCAACAUCUUAUCGGAUGAAGAGCUAAAUCCUAAGAUAGAUUUCAGUACAGCAAGGAUUUUUGGAGUUAGCAAAGAUGAGGGCUAUACAAGAAGCAUAGUUGGAACAUAGAAAGUUAACAUUUUCAGCUGUAGUAGUAUAGAACUCCAAAUGUUCUCCUAGAGUUAAUUUCUUCAAUGUUUACAACUUAAUACAAAUGCAGUGGCUAGAUAGUUCCAUCAUAUGCAACA